Hydractinia symbiolongicarpus is the source of this 3481-nucleotide messenger RNA. RefSeq lists its product as uncharacterized. NCBI's taxonomy places the organism in Eukaryota, Metazoa, Cnidaria, Hydrozoa, Anthoathecata, Hydractiniidae. The transcript has 3 exons. The record is from RefSeq and is a predicted model, not a curated record. The coding region runs from base 42 to 509 and encodes 155 amino acids.
AAGAUGUUUGUGGCAAUCCUCAACCAAAUGUUCAGUGGAAAAUGUCAAGCGACAGUACAUAUAUGCCAUCCGAAAGUUAUGUUUUGAUAGAAAACAUGACAAGAACUUGUCAUAACACAUUUACAACAAAAGCAUUAACUAGAACAAAAUGCAGUCACAUAAUAGAUUUUCGUGCCUUUGGCAGCAAUGGUAAAGUAAUUGGACAAACGAUGAUCAACAUCAAUUUUACACCAGCAGUUGCAACUGCCAUAGCAUAUUACCAUCAAGAUAAUUGUGUCCAUGUGAAUUGGAAAACAGAGGAUACUGGAAAUUGUAAAGUAACAUAUCAACUCACUUUUAAUACUGGAAAUACGUUUGAAGUAACUGGCAAUACUUUUAAAAUUUGUUCCCAAGAAAUACUAAGAACCACAUCUGUCAACAUCAGAGGGAUAGACAAGAAUCAACGUGGAGAUAAAAGCCAGGAUGUUUUCUCAUCAACUAGACCACCCUGCCCACCACACAAGAUUUAGAUUAAAUAUAUAAAUAUAUUUUGUUCUCCUUUCAACAGAUUGCUUAAAAAGCAACCCAAAACGAUUUCAAAAAACUUUAUCACUACUAAAUUUAUGGUAUAGGGUUUAUAGUGGCACCAUUUAUACUUUCUAGCUUCACCUUGUAUAUUGUUACUUUUAAUACCUAAGAUUUCCCUAGUAAACUUUUCCUAAACCCUAAUAAAUUUUAUGAUCAAGCGAUAAAAAAAUGUUGCCAGUCCGGAAGAAGAAAAGAGUGUACACAACCGUUAGAGCAAGAGUGCUUGCUUAUCUAGAGUUUGCCUUGCUUAAUAAUAUUCAAAUCUUUCCUUAACAGUAGUGUUUCAUUCUAAAGCCUCUGCUCUUUUAAAACCUCUUUUCCUGCCCGAACAAACACAAAAUGCACAUCAAAAUUAUUUUUUCUCAGUAAAAUGUUUGUAUAUAAGCAAUCUACUGCUGUUAAAUAAACUGCCGACCUUCAUUAACAAAACAGACAUACUGUUGCGGCUAUAUUGUUUAUGAGAAUCAAAGCAUCCACUUUGCCUGUCAGAAGCAGAUGAAAGUAGCCUUAUAAUAAUGGCAACAACAAUAAGUAAUGCUUUAAAUCUUCACCCAAGCUAUGAUACACGAAUAUAAUUGCUAAAUACUAGAUAAUUGUGAGUAAAUUUCAGAAGAAAUAUUUAAAACAACAUGUGAGUCAAAUCACGUUCUCAGAACUCUUCUUCUCGUUCUGACAACCUCUUUGUGGUCCGAGAACAUUUAUUCUUUUCCCCAUACUACUUACACGUAUCACAUUAGCUUAAUUAUUAUAUUAUUUACAUGCUUUUUUUCAGCAGAGCUAUUUAAUAAAAACACAAGCUCAGGUUUUGCCGAAAAAUAACAACAAAACAAGAAGCCCUGUGGCUUAAAGAUUUCCGCCAUUAGCUUUAAUCUCAGAAGUAAUCUGGGUGGAAAAAAAUCAUCGAAUAUUCUAAAUUUUUAAAGUUCAAUUCUCCAUUGUUAUUGUAACUUUAAAUCAUGGGUAACUUAAAUUACAUACAUUUCUUUUUGCUAUAAAAACAAUUUUAUAAGAGCAAAAAUAAGGCUAAAAGUUAUUGAAUAAUAACAAUGAAAUAACAACAAUGACAAGACUGACAUUUAUCGAUUUUCUCUUUCUCUCUCAAAAAAAGAUGAGAGAUAUUUUUGAAUGCAGACAUUUUCGCAGAAUCAAUUGGUAGAAUUCAGGUCUCAAAAAUUUGUAAUAUACUCUAAAGUUCCAGGCUUAACAAGUAAAAAGCUAAGAACAUAUAGCCAAAUUUUCUGACUCUUAUAAAAGUGUAUAAACAAUACAACUGAAUAAAUAAAACAUCAAAAUCACAGAUUUUGUAGAGAGUAAUAUUUCUUUUAAAAAAUAAAUUUUUUAACUCAAUACCUUCGAAAUUCUGGAUAAAAGACUUGUUAUGUAAAAUUGCCGAUUUGAGUAUAAUAACUUCUGAAAUCACUAAGUAUAUAGUUCAAUAUUUCAUUUGUUUAGCAAUUAGCAUUGGAAUGUUUCAGUAUCUAGGCGUUUAAAACUUUACUCUAUCGCUCAAUAUUUUUUUAAAAUGUUUAUUGUCGAUGUUUUGAUAACGUCUGAUCUGAAAAAGAGAAUAUUUGGAUAAUGAGGCGCAAAAAUACAAUUUCAUUACAAACUGAAUUAAUGACAUGUGGCUAUUCAAUUACUGUCUCUGUAUAAGACAAUGCUUUAGUUAUUGCACCUUCCAAAAACUAAUUGGUUGUGUUUGCAACACAAAGGUGUUAGUGCAGUAUAAAAACAUGUAAAAAAAGAGAAUUUGAGGAGGUUACUUAUAUUUUUUUAUAAGAAACUCAUUUCUAAAGUUCUAAAGCUUAAAUUAUAUUAAUGCGCACGUGCAAUUUAUUUUUUAUUUCGAUGAAAAAGUAAAAGGAAAGUGAAAAUGGUUUCUACUUAAUUUUACGCCUUACCUCUCUCACAUAAUAAAAGGGGGCUUUUUAUGCCAGUCGUAAGCAGCGUUAAUUUUUGCACGGUGAUGGGUAUUACACCAAUUUUCCCAAGGGCGGAAUUAAGGCCGGCGUGAAGAGGGUAGACGAAGAAAGGGUCAGGUAGUUGAGUGGAUGAUCGAACAUUUUGGAAAAUAUGCACCUUUUUUUUCUGAUCGAGCGAACCUAUUUAAGUCGCUCAAAAGGACGUUAACAAAUUUUUUGAGUCACGCCUUAACUCUUUAGAGACAUUUUUACAUAUAUACUAUAUACUUUAACCAAAAAAAUGAAAAAAUGAAUGCUGAGUAAACAGAAAACAGCAAGAAAAAAUCAACUUAGCGGUUAGCCUAUAUAGUAACAGUAGAAAAACUUUUCUAGAAAAUCAGCUAGCAACUCGGCGAGUAACUCUUCCAAUAGCCUGCAUACCAUCAACUUUGAAGCAUCUGGGCUGUCUCUACCUAUCUUUCUGUCUCCCAAGCCGAUUUUGAAGAUUCUGCCUUCGCCGGGGGAAAUUAAUAAGAACGACUUUAUGCUUAAUUCUUUAUAACUAAGCAAAACAGAAUUAAGUAAAACUUGAUACUUGUGUAUUUGGUAGAAGCUUGUGCUUUGUUUCACUUGUUAAUUUAGGUGGACCUGACGUAUGUGGGAUCUCUCUAAAGUCAAGUUACAUUGUCAAUGAAGGAAAAGAAUUAUCUUUCCUAAGCGAGAACUCACAGCUCUCUUACUCGUAAACAUUGUGGAACAAAGAUUAUUUUCAAUGCUAAUGGUGCGAAUGAAAUGAUUACAGGAGAAGCAGUAAUUAGUGUAACAUGUAAUGUCUACUUUGAAAAUUAUUUCUUAUCUUCGUUUGACAUCACAGUUUGAAAUGUAGUUAAUGCUUUUAGUUUGGCCUCGAAAAAUCCGGAAAGUAAUCUUUUACAGAGAUAAUGAUUGUGUAAAUGGUACAUGGACAAGUGAAGCAACUGGAAAUUGUGCACUGACUUACCAUAUUCAUUUUG